AUGUCGCGCUGUGCGGCGGUGCGGGUGCUGCGGCUGGGCGCGGUGCCGUACGCGGAGGCGCUGCGGGUGCAGGAGCGCUGCGUGGCGGCGGCGCGGGCGGCGCGGGGCCCGGUGGCGCUGCCGGGGCCGGGGCCGGGGCCGGGGCCGGGGCCGGGGCCGGGGCCGGGGCCGGGGCGGGCCGGGCCCGAGGCGCCGCCGGCGGAGAGCGUGGUGCUGAGCGAGCCGGCGCAGCCCGUGUACGCCUGGGGGCUGCGCGGCGCUCCGGGCGCGGCGGCGGCCGCGGCGCUGCGGGCGCGGGGCGCGGCGCUGGUGGCGGCGCGGCGCGGAGGCCACAUCACUUUCCACGGCCCCGGGCAGCUGCUCGCCUUCCCCGUGCUCGACCUGCGCCGCCGCCGCCUCCCGCUCCGCGCCUACGUGGCCGGGCUGGAGGCGCUGGUGGUGCGGCUGUGCCGCCGCCUCGGGCUGGGCGCGGCCCGCGCCCUCCCGCCGCCCUUCACCGGGGUCUGGAUGGGCGACAGCAAACUCUGCGCCAUCGGUGUGCACUGCAGCAACCACAUCACCUCGCACGGGCUGGCGCUGAACUGCUGCACCGACCUCACCUGGUUCGAGCACAUCGUCCCCUGCGGGCUGGAGGGGAAGGGAGUCACCUCGCUGAGCCACGAGCUGGGCCAGCACGUCGCCGUCAAUCACGUCCUCGAGCCCUUCCUCGACUCCUUCCAGGAGGUGUUUGACUGCACUUUGGUCUCUUCGGAAGACCCCGGGGAUUAG
Cinclus cinclus is the source of this 768-nucleotide messenger RNA. RefSeq names its product lipoyl(octanoyl) transferase 2 (gene LIPT2). The coding region runs from base 1 to 768 and encodes 255 amino acids. Gene Ontology annotation, molecular function: lipoyl(octanoyl) transferase activity. The transcript is spliced from 2 exons. Gene Ontology annotation, biological process: protein lipoylation. NCBI's taxonomy places the organism in Eukaryota, Metazoa, Chordata, Aves, Passeriformes, Cinclidae. Gene Ontology annotation, cellular component: mitochondrion. The record is from RefSeq and is a predicted model, not a curated record.